Molecule: messenger RNA, 267 nt
Organism: Haemonchus placei
Lineage: Eukaryota; Metazoa; Nematoda; Chromadorea; Rhabditida; Trichostrongylidae
Source: the annotation of a GenBank genome assembly
AUGCCUGAUGAAAAGCUAGACGUCGUUGAAGGCUACGAAUACGAAUUGUCUGAUAUUGAAAUUCAACAGAUCAAGGAACAUAAUCAACGUCGUGUAAAACGUGUUGUAGCACUUGUGGCCGUACUGAUGACACUACUUGCUUUGGGACUCGUAACAAUGUCGUUGGCUUUGGGAAACCGAAUCGAUAUGAUGGUGGAAGAAGACAUGGAGAAACGAGCCGCUGACGUCUUCUUACGUACCGGAAUCAACAUCACUCAACGACGGUAG